Vicia villosa (hairy vetch) is the source of this 5508-nucleotide messenger RNA. RefSeq names its product putative disease resistance RPP13-like protein 1. Gene Ontology annotation, molecular function: ADP binding. Bases 855 to 4598 code for a protein of 1247 amino acids. NCBI's taxonomy places the organism in Eukaryota, Viridiplantae, Streptophyta, Magnoliopsida, Fabales, Fabaceae. The record is from RefSeq and is a predicted model, not a curated record. The transcript has 8 exons. Gene Ontology annotation, biological process: defense response to other organism.
AAUAACUAUUUUUCAAUUUCCAGUUUCCACUAUUAAAAGAUGCUCUUAGCAAACUGUACUCUAGUGCAAUUACAUGUAAAUUGUAAAUGUUGUUUUUAUGUCUUUUAAGAGUAUUUGGAUUAAAAGAAUUUUUUUAAUAUUAUUAUUUAUUAAUGACCCUAUAUUAUGAAUUAGGUUUUUUGACAUAAAAAAUAAAAAAUUUAAUGCGUUAUUCUUACUCCAACUCGGAUAUUAAUUUUUUGUGAGAUAAACAUGACUAUACUAGGAUUAUUAAGAAUAUUAAUGUAUUUGAAAUUUAAAAUUUUAAGCUUCUUGAAUAAAUUUUUCUUUAUAUUUAAGUUUUUUAAAUAAUAACUUCUUUAUUUAAAUUUUCAACGGAAAAUCGUUAAUUACUUGUUAACAACCGCAAAAAGAAAAAAAAAAAGCCUCAUCAUCAAGGUUGGGGAGUGAAAAGAAAGAUUGCUGCUAUAAUUUCCCCUUUCCAUUCACGGUACAAAAAAAAAUAGAAACCUUCCUCUCCUCCGGUGGGUGGGAAACUCUCCCGCAAGGCUUUCUGAACGACGACGAUGGCAAUGCCCUGCUUCUCAAUCUCUGAUUCAAAAUAAUGUACGAAGCUCGCAAAUCUUAGCACUGUGAAGUAAAAAUUCCGACCUACCGGAUUCGAACCAGUGACCUAAGGAUGACAGCAUGGUGUACCAACUACAGUCCUCCGCUCUACCAACUGAGCUAAGGUCGGUUUGGUACUCAAAUCUGCUUCUAUGUAUAAAGAAUCCAACCAGUUGAGCACAGUGAAGUAGUUACAAUCACUUUCUGAUUUUCCCAUUUCUAUUUCAAUCUCAUCACUCAAUUAUCUUAUGGCGGCCGCUGUUGUUGGUGAAGCUUUUCUCUCUGCUUUCAUUGAAGUUGUCCUCGACAAGCUUGCUUCUCAUCAGGUUGUUGACUUGAUCCGUGGGAAGAAACUUGACGUCAAUUUGGUUCAACGGUUGAAGAACACUCUUUAUGCUGUUGAAGCCGUGCUUAACGAUGCUGAACAAAAGCAGAUUCAUGACUCUGCUGUUAACAAAUGGCUUGAUGAUCUCAAAGAUGCUCUCUAUGUCGCUGAUGACCUCCUCGAUCGGAUUUUUACUAAAACUGCAACUACUCAGAAGAACAAGGAGGUCAGUACUACUAACUAUUUCUCUCGCCUUUUCAACUCUGAGGAAAGGGAUAUGGUUUGUAAGCUGGAAGAUAUAGUUGCUAGGCUUGAAUACAUUCUCAAUUUCAAAGAUAUUCUUGGCCUUCAACAUAUUGCAACUCAUCACUCGUCGUGGAGAUCUCCAUCAACCUCUUUAGAAGACAGAUCUAACAUAUUUGGCAGGGAUCAAGACAAAGAGGCCAUACUCAAAUUACUGUUAGAUGAUGAUAAUGAUAAGGAUGAGAUUUCUGUGAUCCCUAUAGUUGGCAUGGGUGGAGUGGGAAAAACUACUUUAGCUCAAUCUGUGUACAACCAGGACGCUAUCAAGCAGAAAUUCAAUGUUCAAGCAUGGGCUUGUGUUUCUGAUCAUUUUGAUGAAUUGAAUGUUUCAAAGGCUAUCUUGGAGUCAGUUGUGGGGAAUGCUUGUAGCACAAAUAACAAAGAGUUAAUUCAUUGUGAUUUGAAGGAAAAACUAGCUGGAAAAAAGUUUUUAAUUGUUUUGGAUGAUGUAUGGACCGAGGAUUAUGACGGCUGGAAUUCUCUUUUAAGGCCUCUUCAAUAUGGAGCUAAAGGAAGUAAAAUUCUUGUAACAACCCGUAUCCAAAAAGUUGCUUCUAUGGUUCAAAGUAAACAAUAUUACUCUCUUGAGAAAUUGUCUGAUGAAGAUUGUUGGUCAGUGUUUGCAAACCAUGCAUGUCUUUCUCAGGAAGAAUUCAGUGAGUAUAAGAGUCUCCUUAGAAUUGGCAAAGAGAUUGUUAGAAAAUGUAAGGGAUUGCCUUUAGCAGCACAAUCACUUGGGGGCUUGUUGCGAAGUAAACGUGACAUCAAGGAUUGGGAUAAUAUACUAAAUAGUAACAUUUGGGAAAAUGAUAGUAAGAUCAUUCCAGCACUAAGAAUUAGUUAUCAUUAUCUCCCUCCUUAUUUGAAACGCUGCUUCAUUUAUUGUUCGUUGUAUCCUAAGGAUUAUGAAUUUAAUAAAGAUGAACUGGUUUUGUUGUGGAUGGCCGAAGAUCUUUUACAACCUCAAAGAAAUGGGAAGACUUUAGAAGAAGUUGGUUAUGGGUAUUUUAAUGACUUAGCUUCUAGAUCUUUUUUUCAACGUUCGGGAAGUGGGAACAGCUACCAGCAUUUUGUGAUGCAUGAUUUGGUGCAUGACUUAGCAAUAUUGCUUGGUGGAAAUUUCUAUUUCAGAACAGAAGAACUCGGGAAAGAAACGAAGAUUGGUACCAUGACCCGUCAUUUAUCAUUUAGACGCUUCAGUGGUCAAGUCUUUGAAAGCUUUGAUAUUUUUGGCCGAGCCACACAUCUUAGGACGUUUUUGACAAACAAUUUUAAACUCCCUUCUGCCAAUAUCGAAAAGGCAUCAUGCAUCAUUUUAUCCACAUUGAAGAGCUUGAGAGUUUUGUCAUUUCACAACUCUCCAUAUCUUGAUGCAUUGUCCAAUUCGAUAUGUGAACUGAUCCAUUUGCGUUACUUGGAUCUCUCUUCCACGGCAAUUAAAACAUUACCAGAGUCACUGUGUAAUUUGUAUAAUCUACAAACGUUGAGGUUGUGCUAUUGUCUUGAACUAACCUUGCUUCCCAAUGAUAUGCAAAAUCUUGUAAAUUUGCGACAUCUUGAUACCCGUGGAAGUCAUAAGUUAGAAGAAAUGCCUGUUGGAAUGAGCAAAUUGAAUCAUUUGCAUUAUUUGAGUUACUUCGUUGUGGGAAAACAUGAAGAGAGAGGGAUCAAGGAACUGGGGAAACUUUCAAAUCUUCACAGAUCACUUUCCAUUAAGAAAUUAGAGAAUGUUACCAACAGCUUUGAAGCAUCAAAGGCAAAGAUAAUGGAUAAGAAGUACCUUGAAGAAUUAUCAUUUGUAUGGUCUCAAGAUGCAAAGGACGAUUUUAAAAAUUCAUCAAGUGAGAUGGAUAUACUUGGCAAGUUACAGCCGAACAAGAAACUUAAAAAGCUAGGUAUAGAUGGAUACAGGGGUACAAGAUUUCCAAAAUGGGUAGGAGAUCUUUCCUACCACAAUUUGACCAGUUUAUCUUUGAGUAAUUGUCAUAACUGUUGCAUCCUUCCACCACUUGGACGAUUACGCUCUCUUAAGGUAUUAAUAAUUAGUAAUAUGAGUAUGAUGGAGACUAUUGGAUCUGAGUAUGGUGAUUUUUUUCCGGACACACUUUUUCCUUCCCUUGAACUUCUCGAGUUCUGUGACAUGCCUUGUUGGGAAGUGUGGCAUCAUCCCCAUGAAUCAGCUGCUCCCUUCCCUAUAUUGAAGACCCUUAUGCUUAUUGAUUGUCCUAUAUUAUGGGGAAAUUUGCCAUCUCAUCUUCCUGCUUUGGAAAGACUUGUGAUUGAACGAUGCUACCAACUUGCUUCAUCUCUCCCAAGGUCCCUUGUCCUAACUACACUAGAGGUGUGUGAAAGCAAUAAAGUAGCACUACCAGAGCUACUACCACUUUCAUUAAAAGAGUUAAAAACUCAAGGAAAAUUAGUGACAGAGUCCGUGUUUGAAGCCUUCAGAAUCACCCUACCAACUUCUCUUCGAAAUUUAUACAUUGAGGAUUGUUCAUCUGCAAUAUCAUUUCCGAGAGAUUGUAUGCCUGCAUCUUUGCAGUGCCUGACUAUCAAGAAUUGUGAAAAUCUAGAUUUCCCAAUGCAAAACCACCAACUCGAGUCACUUGUGUAUUUGUAUAUAAAAAGGAGUUGCGAUUCUCUUAGAACCCUCUCAUUGGAAACCUUUCCAAAUCUUCAAUAUCUGUGUAUCAAAAACUGUGAAAACUUUGAAUAUCUUUCCGCUUUGAAGAAUCUUCAAAAUCUCGUUGAUAUUGGUACUAGAGACUGCCCCAAUUUUGUACCAUUCCUAGGAGAGGGGUUGUCUGCUCCAAACUUGAAUACAUUGCAUGUCUCCUGCUGCGUUAAUUUAAAGUCGCUUCCUUGUCACAUAGAUACUCUUCUCCCAAUGUUAGAAAAUUUGACAAUAGAAGAUUGCCCAGAAAUUGAGACUUUUCCUGAAGGAGGUAUGCCAUCUAGCUUGAGAUCACUUCGGAUCUUGAACUGCGACAAGUUAUUAAGGAGCCCAUCUCUAACUUUUCCAGACAUGCUUACCCAUCUUACCAUUACUGAUAGUGCCCAGUCUUUCCCCAAGGAGGAUUUUGCGUUGCUACCUCCCUCUCUUACCUCCCUUGAGCUAUGGAGUAUGUCAAGUUUGCACACAUUGGAGUGCAGGGGGCUUCUCCACCUCACAUCCCUCCGAAAACUAUCAAUUAGAGACUCUCCCAAGCUGGAGAAUAUAGCGGGAGACAGCAGACUACCUGCCUCUCUGCUUAAGCUACGAAUCUAUCGAUGUCCUCUGCUGGAAGAACGGUGCCGCAUGAAACACCCGCAAAUCUGGCCCAAACUUUCCCACAUCCCAGACAUUCAGUUUAACCGCAGAUAAAUUUAUUAAGCUUGAAAUUGGAUUUUAAAUCGUUUGCUGUACGAGGUUGUAUGGGUGCAUGUUUGUAAACAAGGUCGUUUGGGUGCUGAUUCACAACAAAUAUUUUUUCAUAUUUUCAGAUAUUGAAACAGCUAACUCCCUUGAUGAUUAAGCCCGGAAUAUUGAAGAAUUGCUGAAUUUAGUUUGUACAACCACGCUCUACCACUUGUGAGAUGAUUCAAAUUGAGGUGUUUCGUACAAGCCUUAUUUUGGAUUGGGGUGAACAAAAAGAGAGCAGCCAUACUUCUGGCCGAUCAUUUGUAUGUUGCAGUGUUGCAGAUUUGUCUCUCCACUUCCUAUUAAGGAACUCCCCAUGUUCACCAAAACAAUGGAGUUAGCAAAGAUGCAUCGAUCCACCACUUUUUUCACAUGCCUUCUUAAGCAUACACAACGGGAGCAAGGAAAAGAAGAAAGGUUUUGUGAUGAAGAGUUUUAAAAAGUUACUUGUACGCAACACCAACUAUUGCAGGCAUGCAAAACCUGAGAAGACUAAUUGGGCGAUGCAUAAAUACCAUUUUAACAAUAAUGAAUUAGAGAGAGAUGAAGACUCAGUUGGUUCACCAACUUUUAGUAUCUUUCAGUGUUAUUUGUAACUAAUUUUUAUAAAAUUACAAUGGGGAUUCAGAAACUUGCUUUUUCAAUUCUUCCUUGCUUUAGCAAUCUUAUUUCUUGUAUCACACACGAACGAGAAAAAUUGGUUUUACCCUACAGGCAAACUUAAAGUUUUUCCGAAGUUUUUUCGAAGAUACUUCUCUGGAACAUAGAGAUAAAUAAAUUGUCAAUUGACCAUUUGAGGGACAUAGAAAUCAAUCACCUUUGCAUGCCAGAUUAAUCCGGAGAUGCAUCUUUGAAAAAUCAAAUGUGUUAUUGC